Molecule: messenger RNA, 6191 nt
Organism: Epinephelus moara (kelp grouper)
Lineage: Eukaryota; Metazoa; Chordata; Actinopteri; Perciformes; Serranidae
Product: fatty acyl-CoA reductase 1
Exons: 12
Coding region: 163-1818 (551 amino acids)
Biological process (GO): long-chain fatty-acyl-CoA metabolic process
Cellular component (GO): peroxisome
Molecular function (GO): alcohol-forming very long-chain fatty acyl-CoA reductase (NADP+) activity
Source: RefSeq, a predicted model, not a curated record
CUGCUGUAGUCUGCAGACAGACAGGCAGUCGGCGGAUCCGUGGAAGUAUCCCAGCAGCCAGAGCCCAGGGGCGGCCGGUGGGAGGAGGCAGAGAGUCCGCAGCUGCCGCACCGCACAGCCUCUUUGACAGCAGCAGGAGGAAGGAACCGCCCGCACCAGUCCAUGUCUACGGAGCUGUCUGAAGACCGGGAGCUCGGCGGGUUAGAGGAGCAGGCAGCAGACGGACAGACCAGACUGUCAGACAUCUGCAGUGGCACAGCGGGCAGCAGCAUGGCGUCCAUACCGGAAUUCUACGCCGGCAAGAACGUGCUGAUCACGGGAGCCACGGGCUUCAUGGGGAAGGUGCUGGUGGAGAAGCUGCUGCGGUCCUGCCCCGAGGUCAAAGCCCUCUACCUGCUGGUCAGACCUAAAGCUGGGCAGUCCAUGCAGCAGAGGGUCAGUGACAUGAUGACGUGCAAGCUUUUCGACCGAGUGCGGGAGGACAACCCCGACUUCCACCAGAAGAUCAUCCCCAUCAGCAGCGAGCUGACGCAGCCCGGCCUCGCCAUCAGCCCAGAGGAUGUUGAGAAGCUCUCCGCCUGCAUCAACAUCGUCUUCCAUUGCGCCGCCACCAUCCGGUUUGACGAGCCACUCAAACACGCCCUGCAGCUGAAUGUGAUCGCCACGCAGCAGCUCCUCAGCUUGGCCCAGCAGAUGCACCACCUCGAGGCCUUCGUUCACAUCUCCACCGCCUAUGCAAACUGCAACCGCAAGCACAUCGACGAGGUCAUCUACCCGCCGCCCGUGGAGCCCAAGAAGCUCAUCGAGUCUCUGGAGUGGAUGGAUGACGGCAUCGUGCGCGACAUCACGCCGCGGCUCAUCGGCGACAGGCCCAACACGUACACCUACACCAAAGCCCUGGCCGAGUACGUGGUGCAGCAGGAACAAGACAAGCUCAACAUCGCCAUCAUCAGACCCUCCAUAGUGGGCGCCAGCUGGCAGGAGCCGUUCCCUGGUUGGAUCGACAACUUCAACGGGCCAAGUGGAGUCUUUAUAGCUGCUGGAAAGGGGAUCUUGCGCACCAUGAGAGCCAACAACGACGCGGUGGCUGACCUGAUCCCCGUGGACGUGGUCAUCAACCUCACCCUGGCUGCUGGCUGGUACACUGCUGUGCACAGACCUAAAGCAGCUCUGGUGUACAACUGCACGACCGGCGGCAUCAACCCGUUCCACUGGGGAGAGAUUGAGCACCACGUGAUGUCAUCCUUCAAGAGGAACCCACUGGAGCAGGCUUUCCGCAGGCCCAACGCCAACAUCACCUCCAACUACCUGAUCAACCAGUACUGGAUCCUGGUCAGCCACAAGUUCCCCGCCCUCAUCUACGACCUCAUCCUGCGUCUCUCUGGACAGAAGCCGCAGAUGAUGCGCAUCUUCAAUCGUCUGCACAAGGCCAUCAGCCUGCUGGAGUACUUCAGCAGCCAGGACUGGGAGUGGAACUCUGAGAACCUGACCAUGCUGAUGAGCCAGCUGACACCUGAGGACAGGAAGACAUUUAACUUCGAUGUACGCCAGCUGAACUGGCCCGAGUACAUCGAGAACUACUGCAUCGGCACCAAGAAGUACGUCCUGAAUGAAGACAUGUCCGACAUUCCUGCUGCCAGGCAGCAUCUGAGGAAACUGAGGAACAUCCGCUACACCUUCAACACCCUGCUGGUGGUUUUCAUCUGGAGGGUGUUUAUCGCCCGCUCCCAGAUGGCCAGAAACAUCUGGUACUUUGUGGUCAGCCUCUGUUUCAAGUUCCUCUCCUACUUCCGCGCGUCCAGCACCAUAACCAACUGAGUCUUCCUGGCCGCCUCAAACCAGAGACAGCAGCCCUCGCCUUUUAGCUGUCAGCAGGACGUAACAUCUGAGACUCUGACCAUCCACAAAGGACGCUCUAAACCCUCCUCUCGGUGUGGAUUAGCUGGGGGCUCUCUACAGGUGGGAGGCUGCAGUUGUGUGAAGCACUCAGAGGGAAGAAAAGAGGUCUACUAGCCAUGAAUUAUUUGUUUAGUUUGGGAAAUCUGUCAUCAGUACCUGCACUGUCCAGUCACCAGACCCCGUCCAAACAAAAACAAAACAAGUGUUGUCAUUCAUUUUGUACCUUCCAUUUUCUUCUCAAAGUGGCCAAUUAUAUAUGCAACAAUAAGCCUUCUGUGUGACCUCCAUUUUCUUUUUCCACGCCAUCGUUUCCAUUCUCUUGAAUCUACAUUGCCUUGCCUUGUGAUGAUUUUUUUUCAUACUUGAAAUACGGCAGUGCUUCACUGGAGGACGAUUUAUAUAAGAUUAUUUUGGUUCUCUGUUUUUUACCGUGGGGGUAUCCACUUCCUCUCUUUAAUACGCAGGUGAUUUGGAUAUCUGUCUGUCUUGCAUUACGUGUUAUCUACUGCCUUUUUAAGAUUACACCCAAAAACUAACUGCUGGUUAUCUGUCUCAAGGCCAAUCCUCACACUGAGACUCGUAAAAAGCUAAAUUCUGACCACUCAAGACAACAGUAUCACUACAUAUUUACCGAAAUGUACGGAUCUGCCACCUUUCCUGCCGUCGAGGUUAUCACUUACUCACUAUCACGAACGAUAGUGUCAGUAUGUCGUUGAACAUGAACCUUGUUUGUUUGAAUGCUCAUCCACUUUUUGCCUGUUUGUACAGCAGUUUGUACUGAAACUAAGUUUACUACUUUUACAUCUUUAUACUUGCGUCAAAGGCUAGUCUGAUAUACGUGGUAGACCUUGGCAGUGUAUUAUAUAUAAAUAAGAGUACAUCAGAGUCAAGUUUAUUUGUAUAGCCCAGUAUCACAUACUGUACAAUGUCUCCAAACAGUUCCCAAUCACCUUUUAUAAGAAGACAAACUCCCCCAGAAACUCCAAAAGGCACUUCAAAAAGGGACCACCCCCUCUCCAGAGAUGACGGGGGGAUGGAAAAGGAGCCAUAGGUCAAAAUAUUCCAAAUGAAUAUUAAGUUAAAAUAGUUGGACACACCAGAAACACAACCCUGUCUGCUAGAAAUUACAUUUGUAUGUUAUUAACUGCUUUCUUAACAACGUUGUGGCAACGUAAUCACUGCCUGCGUUAUAUUCAGAGACAACGUUUCUUUGAGGUAACGUAGAUAGGUAGGUUUGUGUCCAGACUUCUAUCUUAGGCUUAGGCAACAAAAGCACUCUGGCUAAGGUCAGGAAAAGAUGGUGAUUGCAGUUUAAUGUUAAUAAAAAUUGAAUUGAAUGCUGCAGUUACUACGACUGAGAGAACACAUUGUCAGUAAACCCUUUGCUGAUAUGUUCAGUAACAUUUUUGCGUCUUGCCAGGUACGUUAACUCGCAACAUUUGCUUAUGCUAAUAGAAAAAGACAUUUUCUCAGCAUUAUAUUUCCCUUAAAAGGUGCUUUAUUUAAAUUUGUUGUAUAUAAAUGUAAUUUUUAGGAGAUGGGGAUGAAAUGAAACGAUUGGAUUCUAAACGGUCCAAUGCUAAUAUAGUAAAUCCAAAUAAAAAUCCAAUCAGUUGUUCAAAUGUCCAAGAUUGUAGGUAUGUGAGGUUGGGGGACCAAGCUUGUGGAGUAGUAGAAGUAGUUUGGUAGACCAGGGGGUGGGGUCACUUGAAAGAUGGAGGAGACCAAGCCCCAGUCUGUGCCUGUUACAUUUGAGUCACGGUGGUAACCCAGGAGAUUGUUUAACAACCUUUUUCUGAGGGUAUUUCCAGAAACCUCAACAACUCAAACCAUCCGGAUGAACAAAUAUUCCAACUGCUGCAAAUAAGAAAAGAUAAAGUAAUGUUUCCCAAUACAAACAAAGAUGGCAGCCUGCUGGUCACCUGGGUAAGAAACGACUUACGACUCUGGGAAAUGGGUCUAAAAUCUGUUUUAUUGUGCAGCAGAGAGAAGGUGUUUUCAUUCAUAUGGUUAGAGAAGUUCUUGAGGUUUCCAGAAAUGCCUUCAGAACAGCAGUUAGUAAGAUGGAACUUGAUUAGAUUUCAUUGAUACCAAUUCCAUUAUCGAUUCUGCCUUUUGGUCCGAUUAUCGAUUUCCUUACUGACUUGUAAUGGACGUGCUGCUCGGUUGAGGAGCAGUGGCACUUGAGCAUAGAGUGACACUUACAUGGCAUUCCUGGAAUUCAAGCCCACGUUAUGUAGAAAGAUAUCUCAGCAUAUUGCUGCUGCUUCCUUACUUAAAAUUAAUACAAGUACAAACAGCACUGUUGUCAUCUUGUUCUAAAAAAUGAAGCCACACUUUGACCGUUUCUUCUUCUUCGCCAUGACCCUUUCUUGUUGCAAGUUUCCAGCAGUGUAGACGUUUGAGUUUAACGUAAAAAAAAAAAAACCUGCUGGCAUUGAUAAAAGGAAUUAAUAAACUCAGAGGUUGAUGAAUGGGAUAAUUUGGAACUGGUUCUCAAUUCCCAUCUCUAACAAAAAGUUUAGUAAAAUGUGGGUUUUUAAAACAUCACAGAGUCUGUUUCAUGAGAGAAACUGAUGGCUACUGCUGCUACUCAAAUGUAAUUCUAAUACAUGAGGCACAAACUGGGGCUAGAAGGAGCCAUCAGAGCACCCUGCAGAUAACAGCAGGCAGUGCUGAAGGAAACAACCAAACUUGAAGUGUUUGCCAUGUAGGGUUGCAACAAUAUGAGAUUUUCAUGGUACCAUAACCAUCUCAGAAAAUAUCACGGUAUUACAGAAUUAAUAUUAUUAUUUGUAAGAAUGCCCUUAAAGGAAUAAAAUUGGAAGGAUUAUUUUUGGUUGAACAAACAUUUUAUUACUAUAACUGAAACCAUUUUGAUAAUGGAAGUACGUGUAAAAAGUCUCCCCUUUUUAAAUAACUAACAUAAAGGGGAAAUGCUUUUUUUCCCCCAAUAUUGCAGAUAACUGUCAUUUCUAAUAUCAUUGUAUACCUUGAAACUGGUAUAUCGCUGCAACCCUAAUGCCAUGUUAAGGUGAAGGCAGUAUUGACUUAAGGUUUCUAUUAGUUCUUGAGGCAGGCCUCAGGAUACUGAAGAGGUCAUGAGGUCUGUUAAAUAUGUCUAAGAAAGAUUAUCUAUUGAGGAAGACCAUAAAAAUGGGCCCCAAAGAAGUCAAAGCAGCAAGGCUACUGUGGAGAUUUCUAUACUCUUUCCAAUUAAACUAGAAAAAGACAACUUAAGCGUCAUCUAUAUGUAAAGAAAAGGCUUUUUCAAACAGCUAGUAAACAGGAAAGAGCUUGGAGCAAUCAUUACACUUCAUUGCAAUAUAGAAUUGAGUGUCAUCUGCAUAAGUGCGAAGAUUCAUGCUGGCGAACAGAAGAAUAUUGUGAAAAGUAGUGGACCAAGUAUGGAGCCUUGAGGUUCGCCAUACCUUACCUGACGGAGAGAUGGACUACUAUUUUUAAGCAAGACAAACUGUGACCUACUUUAUGUUAGUCUGGACCUAACUCACAAAAGUGCUAGGUUAAACACAAGGGAUUUAAGUCCCUCCCUGUAUCACACCCUCGACCCCAGUUUGGAAGAUCUGUAAAUAGUUAAACUACAUAUUAUUCUUAUAGACUACCAAAAACUGUAUUUGACUGUUGAUUUUUGCUUGGUGAGCAUCUUCACAGGAUUCCACCACAGAGCUUCCCACUGAGUCUACCAAAAGUGUUAAAGGUGUGACAGGCAAGUCUGAUUUUUACUAAACAAAUGAGAAAACUGUGUACAGUAUUGUAUGUGUUGCGAGGCUUGACUCUUUGACAGAAUACAAAUACAUAACAGUUAUGAAUCUAUAUGGGAGAAAAAGGGACACAAUUAAAUAAAUGUUUAUGCAAAGCCCAUGUCUGUGGUGUAAUCAUGGUAACUGUCCUCCUGAUUUCAGAGGGGGAUGAUGAACCAAAUGUCUGCAGUCGCAUAGGCCUGUAUGUUGAAAUGGUGUCAUCAGAAUUGUUCUUGCAGAGUUAUUGUAAUGAUGUCGUUACAGAGUUUUGCUCUUCUGUAUGUGUGUUUCACGACAAAGUGCUGUCUUUGCUGUUGGGAAAACCAAAUGCAGAGCUCUGUUGGUACAGGAAACCGCAGGUUGGAGCUACUGUUACUGUAUGUACGAACAACAGCAACACGUAACCAAUGACUUCAUCUUACUACUUUCUGGUGUCAUUUACAACAUGUUUGACCACCUUUAUUCCCUGCUCUGACAACACUUCAUUCAAAGUCUGCUUGGCAAAACUGAAAUAAACUAGAAGAGAAAAAC